AAUUGCAAAAGUUACUGCACUAGCCUUGGCCAAACUUUCAGCGAACAACAAGUCAAUUAGCUGCGCCAAUAUGUUUGCAGCUGCCUAUAAAAAGGGUAAUCCUUGCCAGGAUGUGUUUCAAACGUAACAUCCAUCAUGUCCAAGUGGUUUCGCUUUCUGCAACGCGAUCAACAGCUGGAUGUGUACUUCUUUGCAGUGCCCCGCUUGAGUUUGAAUCUAAUGGGCUAUUGGCCGGGAGAAACUGGGGAUUCGUUGCCCUGGAGAUCGCUGAUUCACUUCGUGAUCCUGGCCAUUGGCGUGGCGACCGAACUGCAUGCGGGGAUGCGUUUCCUAGACCAAAAGCAGCUCACCCUGGCACUGGAGACGCUCUGUCCAGCGGGCACCUCGGCGGUCACGCUGCUCAAGAUGUUCCUCAUGCUGCACUAUCGCCGGGAUCUAUCGACCAUGUGGCACCGCCUGCGGCGCCUGCUCUUCGAUCCCAACUGGGAGCGAUCCGAGCAGCGGGACAUCCGGCUGAGGUACUCGGCCAUGGCGGCCCGCAUCAACUUCUGGCCACUGUCCGCCGGAUUCUUCACGUGCACCACCUACAACCUGAAGCCGAUCCUGAUCGCAUUGGUGCUGUGCCUCCAGAAGCGUUUCGAGGACUUCGUCUGGUUUACGCCCUUCAACAUGACAAUGCCCAACGUUCUGCUAAGCUCUCCGUUCUUUCCGCUGACCUACAUAUUCAUUGCCUAUACGGGCUAUGUGACCAUCUUCAUGUUCGGAGGCUGCGAUGGCUUCUAUUUCGAGUUCUGUGCUCACCUAUCAGCUCUCUUCGAAGUGCUCCAGGCGGAGAUAGAUUCAAUCUUCAGGCCCUACAAAGAUCUUUUGGAACUGUCGCCAGUGCAGCUGUAUACGUUGGAACAGAAGAUGCGCUCAGUAAUCAUCAGACACAAUGCCAUCAUCGAUUUGGCGAGAUUUUUUCGGGAUCGCUAUACCAUUAUCACGCUGGCCCACUUCGUUUCCGCCGCCAUGGUGAUUGGAUUCAGCAUGGUUAACCUGCUCACGCUGGGAAACAAUGGGCUGGGAGCCAUGCUCUAUGUGGCCUAUACGAUCGCCGCUCUGAGCCAACUGCUGGUUUACUGCUAUGGCGGCACCCUGGUGGCCGAAAGUAGCACAGAGCUGUGCCAGGCUAUGUUCUCCUGUCCGUGGCAACUUUUGAAGCCCCAUCAACGGCGACUCGUUCAGCUUUUGAUCCUCAGGUCGCAGCGUCCCAUUUCGAUGGCAGUGCCAUUCUUUUCCCCUUCCUUGGCCACCUUUGCUGCGAUUCUUCACACUUCGGGGUCUAUCAUUGCGCUGGUUAAGUCCUUUCAGUAA
Molecule: messenger RNA, 1356 nt
Organism: Drosophila teissieri
Lineage: Eukaryota; Metazoa; Arthropoda; Insecta; Diptera; Drosophilidae
Gene: Or10a
Product: odorant receptor 10a
Exons: 5
Coding region: 136-1356 (406 amino acids)
Biological process (GO): sensory perception of smell; detection of chemical stimulus involved in sensory perception of smell
Cellular component (GO): plasma membrane
Molecular function (GO): olfactory receptor activity; odorant binding
Source: RefSeq, a predicted model, not a curated record